Malus domestica (apple) is the source of this 2161-nucleotide messenger RNA. RefSeq names its product C-type lectin receptor-like tyrosine-protein kinase At1g52310. Gene Ontology annotation, molecular function: protein tyrosine kinase activity; ATP binding. The record is from RefSeq and is a predicted model, not a curated record. Lineage: Eukaryota; Viridiplantae; Streptophyta; Magnoliopsida; Rosales; Rosaceae. Gene Ontology annotation, biological process: protein phosphorylation.
GGUUUUUCCACCGUCUACUCUAAAUUGAAUGAAGAGGGAGAGGGACAAGCUCACAGAUUGACUUGGCUCGGAAGAAGAACAACUUCCUUGCUGCUGCGUAGGGCUGGGACGAGGGUCUGAAGUGAAAGGCCUCAAAUUUACAGAGCAUGGUGUGGUGUGAAAAGGGGCCGUGAUAUGUGAGAACUGAAAUUUUACCUACUUACCAUUUUUUCUAGGGUUUAUGAAAAAUGGGUUUGAUGGAAGGGAAUCUGAUUGCUCUGCAAUUGGUUGCGCCUCUGAUUGUUUGGUUUCUGCUGGGUGCAUGCGAUUCACAAAGGGUGCAUAACGAGCCGAUUCGCAGGUAUUUGGUUACUUCUGGAACUGAAGAAGGUAAAGAACCAUGCCCUGCUGGUUGGAUUCUUGGACCUAAUAGGAGGAAGUGCUUUGGUUAUACGAGAAGCCCCCAACCAUGGAAUGAGUCAGAAACCCAUUGUAAAAGUUAUAAUGGCAACUUAGCAGCAUUCAAAACAUCUCAAGAACUUGCGUUUGCCCAAAAUCUAUGUGCUUCCAGUGGCUGCUGGGUUGGAGGCAGAGGUGUGAACUCUACCAUUGGUCUUGGCUGGAAUUGGUCUGAUAAUACUUUGUAUUGGAAUGGGUCUCUCUUUCAUGUGCAACCUCUUCAGUCAAUUUGCAGUAACAUCUCUUGCCACACCAAUAGUUCGGUCGAUGUAUGCAUAUUGGUGACUAAUAGAUCCACGUCUCUCUUGGCUGAAAGAUGCAAUACGUCUCAUGCUUUUAUAUGCAUGGUUGAUUUAGGGAACAGAUGUUACCACAUGCAUUGCCACAGAGAAUAUCUUAUUAUCCUUGGAGUAGUAAGUGGGUUGAUUCUCUUCACAACAUUAGCUGUAGUGAUUUGGCUUCUUGCAUACAAGCGUAGCAAGAAGCGCAGACGUUCCCGCAAACUAUCUAAUCCAGCAGAAACUGCAUUAGUCACUCCGUCAUGGAAAGUCUUCAUGAAAGAGGAACUAAGGUCAAUUACAAAGAACUUUAGUGAAGGAAACCGUCUUCUGGGAGAUGCCAAGACGGGAGGCACGUACAGUGGAAUUCUUCCUGAUGGCUCAAGGGUGGCUGUUAAGAGGUUGAAGAGAUCUAGUUUUCAAAGGAAAAAAGAGUUCUACUCUGAAAUUGGAAGGGUUGCAAGGCUUCACCACCCAAAUUUGGUGGCUGUGAAAGGCUGCUGUUAUGAUCAUGGUGAUCGCUUCAUAGUUUAUGAGUUCAUAGUUAAUGGACCCUUGGAUAAAUGGCUGCACCACAUACCUAGGGGUGGUCGAAGCUUAGAUUGGGCCAUGAGAAUGAAAAUUGCCACAACUCUUGCUCAAGGAAUUGCGUUCUUGCAUGACAAGGUAAAACCGCAUGUCGUGCAUCGUGAUAUCCGUGCCAGUAAUGUACUGCUUGAUGAAGAUUUUGGAGCACAUCUAAUGGGGGUUGGUCUGUCAAAGUUUGUACCAUAUGAAGUGAUGCACGAGAGGACAGUGAUGGCUGGUGGCACGUACGGGUACCUUGCUCCAGAAUUUGUCUACAGAAAUGAGCUUACGACAAAGAGUGAUGUUUAUAGCUUUGGUGUGCUGCUACUUGAGAUUGUGAGCGGACGUAGACCUGCACAGGCCGUUGAUUCGGUGGGUUGGCAGAGCAUUUUUGAGUGGGCAACACCUCUGGUGCAGGCUCAUCGCUACCCGGAUCUCCUGGACCCUCAUAUAACUGUUUCUUCUCCUGAGAUUCCGGAGGCUGGUGUCAUUCAAAAGGUGGUCGACCUCGUCUAUGCCUGUACACAGCAUGUCCCAUCAAUGCGCCCGAGGAUGUCUCACAUUGUUCAUCAACUUCAACAGUUAGCCCAGACUCCUGUUCUAAAGUAGUUUAAUUUAGCUUCGGGCUAGUAUUUAUCCGUAAUUCUGUACAAUAAUGAGAGUUUGUAAUUUGUAAUUUGUAAUUUUUAUUCUCCAGUUGGUUAGGAGCCAUAACCGGAAUAUAAGGUUUAGGGUUUAGCACUCUAGAGGCCAUAAGUUCUAUGUAUUCAGUAUUUAAUCAUAAUUAUCUGUCUCUGGCAAGUUUUGUCGAUAUUUAACCAAUGUCGGAAAUGUUGACAAAAUUUGUCGAUUUUAGUCGAAUUUAAGAGUUUCUUUGA